AUGGCUGCGCUGCGCUCUCCCACACCCGCAUCUCGCGAUGCUACUCCAGAGCUGCUGACGCCGCGGUCGAAAAUCAGGGCGCUGCUUGCGACUGUGGGCGACAGCGACGAUGAGGACGCGAGUCAGAUUAGAGUCCUCAAGCCAGAUUCGCCCAGGAACACCGCAGUUGCCCAGCGAAAGGCCGAUGGAUCGGAUUCGGAUGCAGACUCGGAUUCAGAUGUCCAGAUACGGCCACGGGGAAAGCUGGCUUCUCGGAUGCAGGGCCCUUUGGACAUGGUCAACAAGCCAGAGACUACGAGGAACGGCGAGACUGCGAGAGAUCGCGUGAAGCGGAUGCUGGAGCAAGAAAAAGAAAAGUCUGGAGAGGUGGAUACGGAGAUGGCAGACGCCGAUGACGCUGAGAAGGAGGGCCGUGACAAUGGCGAUGACGAAGAUGAGGACCUACCCGUUGCACCACGAAGAUUGCAGCGCCGUGCUGCUGGAGACAGCGCCACGGAUGCCCCAGCCAGAUCGCCCAGCCCCGGGCUCUUCGUUUCUUCGCCAGUACGCCCGUCACCUGCAAAGGCACCGCAGGCGCAGUCAGAAUCCGACGAUGACCUGCCGCCCGUCAAAUCAGACCGCUUCAAGGCCCUGGUGGAGCGAAAGCGACAGGAGCGUCUCGCCAAAGAGGCCGAAGAAGAAGCACGAAAAGCAGAGCGCCGGGCUCUGCAAGAGAAGCUGGCAUCUGAGCUCGAGGAGCUAGAUUCUGGCGAUGACGACGCAGGCAGUAUAACGGACGAUGAAGGGGGUCGCCGGUUGACUCAGGAAGCCCGUCCGACGAGGAAAGCGAGCAAGAAGGCGCUCGAAGAGAUGAACCGCGAGACGCAGCGAAUGGCCAGAAACAUGCAGCUCGCCCACGAGGCCAGGACGCGGAAGAAGCUGUCGAAAGCAACUCUGUUCGAGCGUUUUAACUUCAGGCCAGACGGAGAGGCGCCGCCGGUAGAGCUUCCGGCAAACAGCUCCAGCAGGCCGGUGUCGCCGCCAACCGAUGCGGACGCGAAUAAAGACACGCCGCCCAGCUCGCCACCUGUUGGGGAGAAGCAGGAUGCGGCUCAAGCCGAGGAGAACGCAUCUGCAGACCCAGAUGUUUCAAUGACAGACUCGAGGGCGGAAGAUGGGCAGCCCUCGGGUCCUACGCGUCUAGACAAGGGCAAGGGACCAGCUAUCGAUGUUGAAGAACCGAGCAAGCCUGUCCAAGCUAAGCGAAGGGUGCGGGUGAGAGUGCCGAUUCCAACAAAAGCUGGCACAGCAGACUCGGACGACGAACUGGAGAUUACAACCACGUCCAAAGAUAGAGUAAAUGCUGUCUUUGACAGCAUUCCCUUCCGACAAGCGCAAGAGUCACACUCGAUACUGGCCCUGCGGGCCUUGGCUCAUGUCACGUCUCCCGGCAAAGAGAAGAAGCGCAAGAAUGAGCGCGAUGGAAUGACUCCCGCCGAGUUUCAGGCUUCUCUACUGCAAAAGGCGAGGGAGCAAGCCAGGCUCGAGCGGGAGCGAAGGCUUGAAAUGCUCAAGGCUCAGGGUGUUGUCAUUCAAACUUCGGAGGAACGCGAACGGCAGAUGCAGGAAGUGGAGGACAUCCUUGCCAAGGCUAGGGAGGAGGCUCAGCGAAUCAAGGAGGAGGAAGUGGCAGCUGAGAAGAAGGAAAGGAAAGAGAAUGGCGAAGCAGACCCUCUGGCUUGGGAUGAUAGUGAUGACGAGGAGUACGUCGGUGAUGAUGCCGACGAGGUGGUCUCUGCCGUGGAGCUUUCAGGGUCUGAUGAAGAAGACGAAGAGGGCGAUGAGGAAGAAGACGAGGAGGAAGCGGAAGACGUCGUUGCAGGCACAGCCCUUUUUGAGGCUGAAGCGGAAGAUGCGCAAUCCGAGACCUCGGAAGGCCUCCCCAAGCUUCGUAACGAGGAGGCAGAAGAUGAGGAUGACGACGAUGUCAUCGAAAAAGCAACCCCCUUGAAGAGGAGGCGGCCACGGAACAAGACUGCCAUUCUCUCUGAUGACGAAGCUGAUCCCGUGGAUGCUACUCCAAAGUCGAAGAAGACUCCCAUCAACUCGUCCUUCGUGUCACCUGCGGCGCCUACGUCUGUGUUACGAUCCGCCAAGAAGACAUUUAUUCCUGGGCUUCCUGUGCAGGGACCUGCCGGGCUUAGCCUUACCCAGAUAUUCGCAGGGACCAUGGACGACAACCAGAGAAGCCAGUUCAACGAACCGACGCAAUCAAUGAUGCCCGACUUUGAUAACUUUCCCGAUUCCAACUUCUCAGCUACCAUGGAAGACAACGCGGACGAUAUGGUGCUCGACUCCCAACGGGAGGAAACCCAAGCGGAGACUCAAGCUGUUCAGCUGAACCUCGCACAGACGCAGAUGCAUGGGCUGGACAGCCUGCUGAGGGAUGACAUGAACUCCCAAAUCUCGGAGAUGAUUGAGCCCUCGCAGGAUGGAGGUCUCCAGCGAUACACGCCGCUGAAGUCGAGAUUCGUCGAACCUCCCACGUCGACCGUGGAGACCAUAUCACUGGACCAAAACGGCGAGGCAAUUCAGAGUUCUCCGCUUGUGCGCAAGGGACGGCUUCGUCGAAAGAUGGAGAUGGUAUCCCUUGAUGAUGAGGAUGCCAUUCCUAUGAGCGGCGAGAAGAAGACGGAGGCAGAGGCAUCAUCAAAGACUGCAUUCAACGUGUUAAAGGACGCCGCUGCCGCAGAGAAGAAGAAAAAGCUCAUUGAUGAGUUUAACAAGAAGAAGAGCAAGGCGAAGGAGAUGGUGGAGGAGCAGGCCGAGGAAUCCGAGGAUGAGUACGCUGGACUUGGCGGAGCGGACGGCGAAGCCAGCGAUGACGAGUCUGAUGCCUCUGUACAAGACAUUAUAGAUGAUGGGGCCGGGAAUGACGUGGAUGAGCGCAAGCUGGCCGCAUUCUAUGCUGACCGGGAGCGGAUCAAUGACGAGAAGGAAGUGGAAAAGCUGUACAAGGACAUCACAUCAGGCAUGCUCCGUCGCAAGCGUGGAGCCGACUAUGACUUGUCCGACUCGGACGACGACGGCGAAGCCCGUCGGAGAAUGAAGCGACGGCAGUUUGCCAAGAUGCAAAAGGCCUUGUUUGCUGAUGAGCGGAUCAAGAAGAUUGCCGAAAACCCGGGCAACCAGGCCUUCCUACGCACCAUUGAGGACCGUGGCAGCGACGACGAAAUGGACUUUUUGGAGAUUACAGACGCGCCGCCGGCCUUGCAGUCGGAAGAGUCCCAGUCGCAGAGCGAAAGUUCUGAGCAGCAACAGCAGCAGCAGCCGCGGACAAUUCCCGAUAGCCAGCCGCGCAAACCACUUGGAAGUGCUGGCGAUAAUCGGCCCCCGGCGCAUAUGAGGAGAACCAAGGACGGCAAGAAACCUUCCAACAUUGGAGAGGUUCGUGAGACACUGUCUGAUCUGUUGGAAGACGGACGGCACAGCUCUGUUAUCCCUGCCACCGAAGUCGGCUCAGACAGCGAGGAUGAAGAAGAAGCAGGCCGACCUGCGUCUCGAGGCAACAAGGAAAACAAGUCUCCCGCAUCCCGUCGGACCAGGAACGUCGUGGUCGACCGCAUCAGCCUCAAGCGCAACGCAUCCUCCAACAUGUCCUCCACCGGCCGCCUUGCCUUUACCACGUCGGGAAGCUCGUCGUUUAGGGUUCCUGGCUCACUUCUGCGCCGCGCAACAACCAACUCGUCGCUGCUUUCCACGGCCAGCACGACGUCGUCAUCGUCCACAACGACGACGGCGGUCGGCUCUGGCAGCGGGUUCGGCGAGGAGGCCAAGAUCAAGAAGGGCGCGGGCAAGAAGAGCGGCAUCAACGGCUUCGCGAGGGACAACGAGAAGCUGGCGAGGAUGCAGGAGAACGAGCGGAGGAGGCAGGAGAAGAAGCUCUUGUGCGGUCCAUCCAAGCUGAUAUUUUGA
Molecule: messenger RNA, 3954 nt
Organism: Trichoderma citrinoviride
Lineage: Eukaryota; Fungi; Ascomycota; Sordariomycetes; Hypocreales; Hypocreaceae
Exons: 3
Coding region: 1-3954 (1317 amino acids)
Biological process (GO): mitotic G2 DNA damage checkpoint signaling; mitotic DNA replication checkpoint signaling; activation of protein kinase activity
Molecular function (GO): anaphase-promoting complex binding
Source: RefSeq, a predicted model, not a curated record